This is a messenger RNA of Physeter macrocephalus (sperm whale), 3445 nucleotides long. RefSeq names its product carnitine palmitoyltransferase 1A (gene CPT1A). Gene Ontology annotation, molecular function: carnitine O-palmitoyltransferase activity. Gene Ontology annotation, biological process: carnitine metabolic process; fatty acid metabolic process. Bases 677 to 1324 code for a protein of 215 amino acids. Gene Ontology annotation, cellular component: mitochondrion. Lineage: Eukaryota; Metazoa; Chordata; Mammalia; Artiodactyla; Physeteridae. The record is from RefSeq and is a predicted model, not a curated record. The transcript has 5 exons.
CAGGCUCCGGACGCACAGGCGCAGCGGCCACGGCUCACGGGCCCAGCCGCUCCGCGGCAUGUGGGAUCCUCCCGGACCGGGACACGAACCCGCGUCCCUUGCAUCGGCAGGCAGACUCUCAACCACUGCGCCACCAGGGAAGCCCCACACCCCCCUUCUGACUCCAGUGCCGCCUCCCCAUCCUCACUCUCAGGAGGUGAACUUAUUUCACCGAGAAAAUGCGAACAUUCUAAAGAGACCUCCCGUCUGUCUCCCACCGCCUCUGCCAGCUCCCACACAGCUGUUCCCUCCUGCUUUCUCUCCCUCCUGUCUACUGGGGGGUGGGGGGCUGUGCGCUGCAGGCGCCGGCCACCCACCCACUUCCCGCUCCCUGGAGGAGGACAUUCCCAACCAGCCCCCUCUCCUGAAGUUAAAUAAUUUCCUACUCCUGCCUGCCGAUCUCCUGGUCCUGUCCUGUAUCCCUCCAUAGCCACGUCUGCACUCGGGCAGGUGUGUGAAACUCAGGAAAUUGGGUCAUGGCACCAGUUGCAUCUGGAAACAGAAACCUGGACCCGCCCCCCUUCCUUUGCAAAGCUAAUGACGUUUCCACCUGCCUGCUGCAUAAGCCCGAGUAAAAAUUGACGAUGACUAAAAACUGCAGCUGACGGAGUGUGCUUUUCCCGGCUGACCUUAAGCGAUGCCCUCUUAUGCUUUGGUUUGUCAACAUGCCCUGCCUUGUGUUAAAAUAUUUUUCCUUUCCCAGGACAUGGGCAAAUUUUCCCUCACCUACGAGGCCUCCAUGACCCGGCUCUUCCGAGAGGGCAGGACGGAGACCGUGCGUUCCUGCACCACUGAGUCGUGCAACUUUGUGCUGGCCAUGGUGGACCCCACGCAGACGGCUGAACAGAGGCUCAAGUUAUUCAAGAUUGCAUCCAGGAAGCAUCAGCACCUGUGCCGCCUGGCAAUGACCGGCUCGGGGAUCGACCGCCACCUCUUCUGCCUCUACGUGGUGUCCAAAUACCUCGCUGUUGACUCUCCUUUCCUGAAGGAGGUGCUAUCUGAGCCUUGGAGAUUAUCCACCAGCCAGACCCCUCAGCAGCAGGUGGAACUGUUCAAUUUGGAAAGGAAUCCAGAGUACGUGUCAAGCGGAGGCGGCUUUGGACCGGUUGCUGACGACGGCUAUGGGGUGUCGUACAUUCUCGUGGGUGAGAAGCUCAUCAGUUUCCACAUUUCUUCCAAGUUCUCCUGCCCUGAGACAGAUUCUCAUCGCUUCGGGAAGAACGUGAAACAAGCAAUGUUUGACAUCGUGAGUUUGUUCGGGCUCAGCUCCAAUUCCAGAAAGUAAAUCCCUUAGCACUGCCGGGAAGGAAGAAGAGCUCUUCGGAUGAAAAACCAAAUGAAAAAUAGCUGUGAAUCCUGAUUGUAGUUCAGGAUGAAAAUUUGCUCUAAAAGACUCAGACGUUUCCUUUCCUUCGAGGGUCUGGUGUUUUUGCUUUUCUAGAUGGCAGGCUCCACCCCAUGAAGUAUAACCCUACUCCUUCCAAGCAGGUCCUAACCUGGGGGACAUUGGAUGAAGUCCCCCCCCCAAGGUCUUCCCAUCGCCUUGCGUUUCUUAAGGGAUGAAAUUGUCGUUGAGCGAUUUGUGGAAUGAGUGGGGCUGUGACUUCAUACUCGUUGGAAACGACCGACCCGGCACGCUUCCUCGGCGGCCGCUGGACACUUGGUACUUACGGGCAUUUAAUUUUAUCAGAGCAAUGUAAACAUUUGUUUCCUUCCGAGAGAAAAGCAUUGUUUAAGCUGCAGAUGGUGGCAGUUAACAGCCAACGCACGUGCAAUGCACUAACCAAGAAAAGCUGUGCUUUUGGAACCCAGUCUGUCCCUGUGGCAACUCUGUCACUGUCUAGUUUGGUCGUCUGCCUCUGCCUCUCCAUGCUGGGAGCAUGUAGUGUGUCUCAUCUUUAGUUUUCCUGACCUGGCAAUUCUUCAAAACCCAGUGCCUUAAAAACGGAAGGCCCCAAAUGUAAGGGAGACCGCACGAGAGAUUUAUUUUGUAAAGUCUUGAGGUGGAAUUGUGGGUGUCUUACUCCUCCGCUUACUGGGUGGAUAACCCUAUGUAGGCAUUUUACUGUGGUGUCCCUGUAUCCCAGAAGGACCAGUUCCCUGACGAGGGCAGCUGUGCUGCGUUCCCCCAUCAGACUGCCUUCCUUAAGCUUCCUCGUUAAGCUGCAAAAGAAGACGUGGGCGUGCCUCAGAAGUGGGGAGCAAGGGAUGUGAUGGUCGAAGAUUAUGUGUCUGGAGCACUGACUGAAAAAUCAGACAUCCUGGGUGCCUCAGGAUUCCUGCUUACCCGAACUGGUGGCAGGGAGAACAUGACCUUCGGCCCUGAGGAAGGAACAAAACUUGAGAAAAGCAAACCUCAGGGCGGUCAGGGUUGGGCAUCCCGGCUGGUGAGAGAGGAGACCCACUCCCACCUCCAGGGAGACGGAGGGAGAUGGGUUAUCGGUGACCUCCUAGAAUGUCACAGGUGACAGGUGCUGGGUUUAACACAGCCUACCCUUCGGAUGGGCGUGCCUUGAUCGAGUGAUUGACCAAAAAGCGAUGAGGCGCUGAAUCGUCUUCAGUAUUUGGUGUAAAAAGAACGGAUCAUGGAAUGAAAUAAUACCCACUGCCUCUGGGCUGUAAUGACAAGCUUAGCUGUCCGUCUGUUAAAAUCAUGUAUUUAUUUUUCUGACCACUAUGUUCUGGUGGGGCUCGCCUCUCUAAGAGUUCUGAACUCCAGGGAUACGGUGACGAGGCCGAACCCUGGAGCAAGAGGAAGGCGCUUGCUGCAGAGCACGUGCAUAUUUUAUUCCUGUACAUGUUGUGAUGUAAAAACCCCACCUAAAUGGGCCAGAGACUUUUUUUUUUUUCUUUUAAAAGCAAGCAGAAAUGAGAACAGACAAAAAAAGCAAAAAGGGACAUCUAACCACCACAGCAACAAAAGGCCCUGUUCAUCUGUGUUAUGUAGUCAAGGAGGCGUGAGGGGUACAGCCCCUCUGCCUCAGCGAGGCGUAGCUUCCAGUCGAAGCCAGGACCACUGAAAUCAUACACUGUUGACCACUGACCAGUCUGUAUUAUGAUUCAUGGGUGAAUUCGAGCACAGACGUGUUAGCACUCAGACUUAUUUGGGCUUGUCUCUCAGGUUUUAAGUGUCUCAAAUGUAAUCACUGCUAAUCCGUGCAGUUAUCAAUGCAAUUUUUUAUUCCCUAAAAGGAGGAAGAGUGGGUUUUUACUGUACAUGUUGAAAGCAGGAGGUAGGAGUAUGAUGUAUUUAAUUGAAUUUGGAAUAAGCCAUAGUCUUAACGGAGCUGUGGUCUGAAUUUGUUAUCUUGAAUUGGCCAUUGCAUGUAAAUACAAUAUGCUCUUUUGGAUAAAUCUUAGAAAUGCAGUAUGAAUGUUAUCAUUAAUAAAAACAUUAAUCCCAGUC